CAAUUUUGCCUCGAUCGGUGCGGUUCCAUUUGUUCGGUGCUCUUGUGUGUAUUGGAUGAAUGGGGUUGUUGUUUUUUCUUUCUUUCAUUCAUUCGCUUUGUUUUGCUUUUUGCUUUUGUGUGGUACCGGGUGGUAGCACAAAACUGGCCGUCCUGCUCGUACGCAAGGUAGCAUCAAGGCAGCAUAACCAGCAUCACAGCAUAAGUGCGCGCGAUCGUGAUUGAUGUUCGGGCUCUUUCCCGAAGAAGGAGGACUUUCUUUUCUACCCGGGGGUUGUUGUAUUUUUUCUUCUUCUUUCUUUGCUCACAUCCGACCACUGUGGUCCGGUGCGGUGUGCGUUCGACAGCCGCGUCUAGCUCGUGGCAGUUAGCAUCCUUGCGUUUAUGGUGCAGGACCGGUAAGCCCCUUUAAGCGGAUGUGCACAGAUCCCGGAUGCGUGACAGCGGUGUGUUUUUUGUGGCGUACGCAGUGUUUUGUGUGUGAGUGGUGUGCUCGUGCGCGGGUGGAUCAGUUUUAGUGCGCUUAGUAAAUGUUACCGGUGAGUCAGCACAGCACAAGUGAUAAUGUGCAGUGUUCACGAUCGUGACCAUUGUUUGCCCGUGCGGAUGAUCAUAAUGUUGCCGAUAGUUUUACUGUUGAUGGUAUCGAUUGUCGUCUGCUAGCAACAAUCAAAGUUUUUGGUGGUGCGCAACUGUUUCGCAUUUAAAACGGGGGGUGACGAUUGUAAACGAUACAAACCCCGAAAGGAGAAAAAAAGAAAAUAAUUACGUUUUGCAUUACGAGUGUAUUUUCGCAAGUGUCUUUUUUGGAACACGUUUUUUUUUUGCUGUGAGUGCGUGUGAGAUUUUUUGGUGUGCAUGUGUGUGAUUUUGGGGGGGAAAAGUUGUCAUCGAGUGUGGAUCGGUGUGCAUACAAUAUACGGGAGCAGGUGUUGACUAGAGCCCAAGAACUCCCCCAAAACAGAGUGUUGCAGCGAGUGAAGAAAGAGCAAAGGCAAUAAAAUGAAUCUAGUGACGGUGUUUAUGGUGUGCCUGAUGGCCAUCAGUGCCUGGGCAGAGGUAGAAAGCAAAUCAAAGCCCGGCCGUGGACGGGGCUCAAUGUGGUGGGGCAUCGCAAAGGCGGGUGAACCGAACAACAUUUCGCCGCUAGCGUCCGGCAUGCCGUAUCUCGAUCCAGCCAUCCAUGCGACGCUCCGACGCAAACAGCGCCGAUUGGUGCGGGAAAAUCAUGGAGUACUGGCCGCGAUUACCAAGGGCGCAAACCUUGCCAUCAACGAAUGUCAGCAUCAGUUCCGGACGCGCCGUUGGAACUGCUCGACCCGGAACUUCCUGCGCGGCAAGAACCUAUUCGGCAAGAUCGUUGAGCGAGGUUGUCGUGAAACGGCAUUUAUCUACGCGAUCACCAGCGCAGCAGUAACGCACAGUGUGGCACGGGCUUGCAGUGAAGGUUCGAUCGAUUCGUGCACUUGCGAUCGGUCGCAUCAACACCGUGAGCCACAGAUGAACAACAUGGGUGCGGUGGCGGGCGUCGGUAACUGGGAGUGGGGCGGCUGCAGUGACAACAUUGGAUUUGGGUUUAAAUUUUCCCGCGACUUCGUCGAUACCGGUGAGCGUGGCCGGACAUUGCGCGAAAAGAUGAACCUCCACAACAACGAGGCUGGCCGAGCGCAUGUACAGGCGGAAAUGCGACAGGAAUGCAAAUGCCACGGUAUGUCCGGCUCCUGCACGAUGAAAACGUGCUGGAUGCGGCUGAACAGCUUCCGGACGAUCGGUGACAUCCUGAAGGAUCGGUUCGACGGUGCGUCACGCGUAAUGGUUAGCAACAGUUUGCGCAGCACAAGCGUCAACGAAAACACGCUCACGAAUCGGGCCGGUUCGAACAACGUUAAGACGAACGCGAACAGUGCCGGGGGUGCGAACCCGAACAGUAUGCUGGGCAAUUCGUUUCACGCCCGUGGUCACCAGCAGAGGCGAGUUAAUCGGUAUAACUUCCAGCUGAAACCGUACAACCCCGAACACAAACCACCGGGCACGAAGGAUCUCGUCUAUCUAGAACCAUCGCCCGGAUUCUGCGAGCGUAAUCCACGGCUCGGUAUUCAGGGUACGCACGGGCGCCAGUGUAACGACACCUCGAUCGGUGUGGACGGUUGUGAUCUGAUGUGCUGUGGCCGAGGCUUCCGAAGGCAGGAGGUGACGGUGGUGGAACGCUGCUCAUGCACCUUCCACUGGUGCUGCGAGGUAAAGUGUAAGCUCUGCCGAACGAAAAAGAUCAUCCACACGUGUAAUUAAGGAUGUUCGCUGUGUAUGGCCCUUUUGUGCCGUUUUGGUCCUAUCGGUCCCGGUAACGUGUCCUUUCCUGGUGAAUCGAGCUCGGUGAAUCAUAAGCCAGCGUGCACACUGUCAUCCGAAGUGUCGAGUGGGUUGUGUUUAGUUUCGUUUCCUCCGGCAUUUUUUUUUGUUGAUGUUGUUAUCUUAAAUAUUCGACUUUUGUUUUUAAAACGCGGUAUAAUGGAUGAUGGCGACGCUGAUGCCGUGAACGAGGGAAUGGAAUGUUGCUGCUACGCGGGAUUAAUAAUCUCAUCGCUCAGGAGCAGAAGAAAAAAAGAGGAGGGCACAACACAUAGACAGCGCGUUCAGACACGUUCAGGUCUGGAUGGAUUUAUCGGUGUACAAAGAGAAACAGAAGGAGUUAAAAACAGGAAACGUAUCACUUUCGAUAAAAUCCCAAACUUUUCGCUUUUUCGAUUUUUUUUUUCUGGGACGAUAGACAACAUCAAACCUCGAUCGAUAUUUUGAGCUUGAGUAGUGUGAGAAGCGUAGCGUGGACCAGAUUCGUCCAAAAAGGGCACUAUUUGUAAAUAGGUGUUUUUUUUUAAAUAUGUAUUUUUAUCAUUAACUCUAUACGAUUCUCUCUUCUUCAUCUAACAGUCUUUAGUUUGCUACAUUGGCAAAAUGAAAACUUACCAACACAGUAAAGUGUAACCGUCAAAGGUUAAUGUUUGGUGCUGGUUUCAGCUUUAUCUGUGCAUCUGUUUUAGAAAUUAUUACACAACCAGAGUAACUAAAUUGACUACCAAAAAAAAACACAAAACAAACAAUAAUAUGUACGAAUUACAACUAGCAAAAAAAGAAAGAAGAGAAACCUGGAAAUGAGGAAACUUGCGAGCUCUUGGUUGUUUUUGUUGUAUACAAAAUUAACAGACUUUAAAGAGCUAAUGGUUAGUAAUGAACGGAACUGAAGGACGCUGGCAGAACUAGGUAAACCAAAAUUUUAUAACGUGAGAAACCAUUUUCGGCAUGUCGUUCGGGUAUAGGUAGUUAACUUAUUGAAGCUUACUUAAAGGAUUUUUUUUCUAUAAAAAGGAAGUUGGUACGAAGGCUUUCAGGAGAGGAACAAAUUGUUUCAGUAUUAUAGUCAGAAGCACAACAGUAUAAAAAAAGUAUCUUCCCUUUACCCCUACCCCCCAAAAAAGCACCCCCUUUUCCCUUCUCCCUUCCUCUUUCCCCUUCCCCCACACAAAAAUAGGUGCCAGUUAUAAAUGUGUAUAUGUGUCCGUGGCAGGUUUUGGUAGGUGUUGAGCAAACGGUGCGCAAACGAUAUCCCAGUUAUUUUAAUGUUUUAGAAGCAUCGAUAAGCGCAUCAAAAUGCUUUUUUUGUGGCUUCCUGGAUGCAUAAGUGUAUGUGUGCGUGUUUACGAUGGCGAUGUAUUUUCCAUCAAAGCGAUGGAUACAUUUUAACCUUCCCCUUGGUCCCUUAGACUUAGAGUGGAAAACCGUAGCUGUACAUAGAGCGAAAUAUUAGUCACUUAAGGCCAUAGGUAACGUAAAGUAGGUAAAACAAAACAAAAAACGCACAAAAACAACAGAAAAACAGGAAACAAAAAUAGCAACCCUUAACCAUAACACGAUUUCGUUGGAUCCCCAUGUUCAAAUCAAACGCGAGCGCGAGUGGCUCGUCGUGACAGUAGAAAGAAAUCCUGAAAGACUGAAUAGAAAUUAACGCGCCAAAAACAAAGCUGUUUUGCUGUUUAAUGUUUUGUGUGUAGUUUUUGGUUAGGGUUUGAAGCGAUCCGGCUGAAAGGGUGGCGUUUUCAUAUAUGUAUAGUAUGUCUUAUCUGCGAUACACCAACAGGUGGCAACAGGAAAAGGUACGGAGGAUGAAGUCGAAAUGAUCGCACGUGGAAGUGAUGCACCGUGAUGGAGCUAUAGUACAUUCCGUGAGCGGAUGGAUGUGCUUUCUACAAGGAAUUGGUUGUCCAUUAUCUGGAGAAAGGAACCGGAGGAACCACGUAGCGCGAGACCAAAGGAUGGCUUUACUUUGGCGCUCGUUUGGCGAACGUUUGUUGCUCUAUUUCUGGGCUUUUGGAUUUUGCGCUGGGAAGAUUGGAUGUUGAUUUUCUUGAGGAGUUCCACAAGAUCUACAAUUCUCACUUAUUUAACGUUCGUGGCGGAUUACCCAAUCGAAUUCGCAUUGGGUAUUCUGAUGUGUGGGGUGAAUUACUACCCAUUCGAAAUGCAUUACCUUCAAUCUUCUCAUCGCACAUACAUACAGGCUGCGGCGGAUGGAUGCCAUUUUGUGCCAUCGUUUCUGUUAAGCGGAUGCCGAAACCAUCCGGCAGAACACCCACGCAUGAUCAUUUCGUACGUGAAAGUCGAAAGACUCAUUCAUGCCUCAUGACUUCGGUACUUUGAAGUGUCACCAUUCAUUACUGUUCUCUCUUCCUUUCGUAUGUGUAUGUGUAUGCAAUCGGUUCGUGUAAGCAAUCAUACCAACAGAGAUAAAGUCCUUCAGAAAAAUGCGUUUUGGUAUAAACAGCAGCUAGUAUUACGAUGUUUGUAAGAAGUUUUUUGCAAAUUGUUUUAUAUUGUGCGUAAGAUGUCAGCAUUAAUAUGGAUGCUUUUCCCUUCUGAAUUGUGCUAGCACUGUGCCGUAUGCAGUGUAGCUUUCAUUUCUUUUAAAUUAAUAAUUAAUAUUUUGGUUUGUUUUCUGCCUUCAUUCAGCAGAAAAAGAAAAAAGAAAUAAAACAAACCGGUAUCUGUAUUAUUUGUGUAUUGCAUAAGUAAUUUAUUAACACCGCUUUUCCACCCCAAAAAAGGAUGCACAGAGUAACACGAGCUUAUAUGUAUAAUGUACGGAACGGAUCUUAAUUUGUUUAUGCUUUAGUAGAGCGUUCGCUUCAAUGUGUAAAUAGUCGCUUUUAGUAGAUCUGGUUCUGUACCAUCGAACGGCAGCCCUGCGCAAGGAUGAGGAAAGCUAACGAGGACGCUUCUUAGAUUAUUAGCAAUUAAGCAGGCAAUCAAAACAUCCAACGAAGCUAGCCGUAGACAUAGAAAACAAAACCAUGCAAAAACAGUUUAUUUUGCGUGCGCAAAACAGGUAAACGAUUGUUACGAUUCCUUGUUUUUUUUUCUUUUUGGGAAGCAAUCAAAACGAAACGUUAAGCUUAAUGUGAAAAAUUGUAACAAACUUGUGAACUCUUUGACAUGUAUACAAAUAUCUGUACGGCAGAAAUGAUUGUGAAAAUAGAAAACAAACGAUGCCUCGAAUGUCGUGUGAGCAUCGCCCGAAAUUAACUGAUAAUAAAAACGAAAAUAAUCAAAACAAUCUAAAA
This is a messenger RNA of Anopheles funestus (African malaria mosquito), 5611 nucleotides long. RefSeq names its product protein wingless (gene wg). The record is from RefSeq and is a predicted model, not a curated record. Gene Ontology annotation, biological process: canonical Wnt signaling pathway; cell fate commitment; neuron differentiation. The transcript is spliced from 5 exons. Gene Ontology annotation, molecular function: frizzled binding; cytokine activity. Gene Ontology annotation, cellular component: extracellular region. Lineage: Eukaryota; Metazoa; Arthropoda; Insecta; Diptera; Culicidae. The coding region runs from base 1002 to 2288 and encodes 428 amino acids.